Messenger RNA from Tilletiaria anomala UBC 951, 3205 nucleotides. RefSeq names its product NIC-domain-containing protein. Bases 128 to 2965 code for a protein of 945 amino acids. The transcript is spliced from 8 exons. The record is from RefSeq and is a predicted model, not a curated record. Gene Ontology annotation, cellular component: nuclear pore. Gene Ontology annotation, molecular function: structural constituent of nuclear pore. NCBI's taxonomy places the organism in Eukaryota, Fungi, Basidiomycota, Exobasidiomycetes, Georgefischeriales, Tilletiariaceae. Gene Ontology annotation, biological process: protein import into nucleus; poly(A)+ mRNA export from nucleus.
CUCAAAAGCAUAGGGAGCAGUUUCCCGAAGCAGAGACGGCUCGGAUUGAGUGACCGCAGAGCUCAAAGCUUUCUUCCCUUGCCAUUGAAGGCAUUAACCUGGGUGAUUUUAGGCGGACGACCUCAAAAUGGACGCGACGAUGACCAGCGCAUCCGCUUCGCAGCAGCCCUCGCUGUCUGACCUGCUGCAACAAUCCCGGAAGCUGACCAACCAUCUCUCGCGGUCGGACCUACCGGCCAUUCAGCUUGGCCUGGAUCAAAUUGAAAAUCAGAGUCGGAAGCUCGUCGGGAGAGCUGCUGUCAAUGCCGGCGGCGUAUACCCCGGAGGCGAGGAGGCACGGGCUCACUACCUUUUAGCUAAUGGAGGUAUCAAUGCUGCAGGGCUAGCUGACGCAAUCCACACGACGAACAUUGCUCAUGCGUUUGAGCCUCUGCGACCCAUUCACGACACUGACGUGGAGGGCUAUCUCAAACAUGAACACGAGCAAGUCAUUCUCAGUGCGAUCGAAGAAGGGCGCCGAGAAACCAUCCGUGAUUUCUAUCGAAAUGUUGACCGCACGCUACAUCGAAACUGGGAAAAGCAAAAACGAAAGAUCAUGGAGGAAUUUGGUUCCUUCCAACCUGGGGCAUCGAUAUCUGCUUCGGCUUUCGGAGCCAGUCGUGGUGCGGCAGUUGCUCCCGGGGAGACAAGCGUUAGCGGAGCAACCAGCUUUGUCACAGGUGUGAUAGCUGGUGCAUCGAAUGGCGGCGGAUCUAGGAGUCUGCAGAUGCACAGCAAAAUGAUGCGCUACGACAUUGUCGUGAAGAAGCUGAAUGAAGCCCGCCUGAGCGGAACCCCUUUCCCGCUCGCGCAUGCCUACCUCGAGGCAGUGCAGGGAAUGUCUAGCGCUGAGCCUGGCGUGGCCAGCAAGAGCGUUGCACUCGAGCAGUGCUGGCGGACAGUCACACACAUGGUGUGCGAGCGUGACGUGCAAGGCGGCGAAUUCACAAGAACUGCCAUAAGGGAACGGCAGUACGCGGGCGCUUACCUGGAUCCCGAAAAGUACUUUGGGAGCAUUGAUGGCAUGAAUUUGCGCCGGCGCUUGAUUUGCGGUGCAAAGUCAUAUCUCGAAGAGCAAUUCGCCGCCCAUAUGGAGGACGCCAUUGCGAGAAAUCCGGUCAAAGCACAACUCGGCGGUAUCCCGUCCGUGCAGAGUACAGUUGCCGCAUACUGUCGGGUACAUUUGCAAAGCAAGGAGGGACAGUGGUCGCCGGAUCUGGAGACUAUCGUUACCUCAAAGGGCAAGGUUCCAAUCUGGGCACAUAUCUACUUCCUUCUCCGCAUCGGGCAGGAAAUUGAAGCGGUGCAAGCGGCUGUGCAGUACGAGCCGAUGCUGCGCAAGCUGGAUCACUCCUUCCUCGGCAACUUUAAGAGCUGGAUUGAUAGCCCUGAUCGAAUACUACCCAAGAUGCUCCGGGAUCGCUUCUUUGCCGAGUACAACUUGCGUUUCCGCGGCAUUUCUCCAGACUCUGUCGACCCUUACAAGCUAGCUCUCUACAAGCUCAUCGGACGCAUCGAUCCACGCAAGCGCUUCCCCGUCUCGCUUGUCCGGAAUUCGGAGAAUUGGCUCUGGCUUCAGCUCAGCCUUGUCCGAGAGCAUCUUUCCAGUGCAAGCGAUGCAAUCGAUGACACUGGCAUCAACGGCAGAGAUUCUUACACACUUCAAGAUGUUGCCGCCACGGUCCUCAACUUUGGCGAGGCUCACUUUGAUCCGAAGGGCAAUCGACCGUAUCACUACUUUCAGAUCCUCAUCCUCGUUGGUCAGCUGGAGAGAUCCAUUGCUUUCCUCUACUCACGCCCGGCAUGUCAAUCAGAUGCGGUGCAAUUUGCAAUCACUGCAGCCUACUAUGGUCUGCUGAGGGUACCAUCGAAUGCCAAAGCAUCCCAUAUGGAUUACUUGACAAUGGACGAGCAAGAGACGCACGAGCCUAUCGCAUAUCUCGAUUUUGCAAAGCUAAUCCAACGAUAUGUCAGACCAUUCGUGGAGUUCGACGCAAGAGAAGCAUUGCAGUAUCUGUAUCUGGUGUGCCUCAGCGCGGAUGCACCAGCUCCAGUAGGUCAAGAGCAAGUGGCCAAGUGUCACGACCUGAUUCGCAGUCUCGUCCUCGAGAGUCGACAGUACUUCGAGCUUCUCGGCGAUGUCCGGAAAGACGGAACCAAGACAGCAGGCUUGAUCGAGCAGAGUGCACGCUUGAUCAAGUUUGCAGACAGUCAAGCAUAUCUCAACUCAAUUGUGCGAACAGCUGCUGCUGCUUCUGAGGCCCAGCACCGAACGAGAGAUGCCAUUUUGCUCUACAAUCUUGCCGAAGAAUACGACACUGUCAUUUCUGUGCUCAACAAGGAGCUGGGCAACAAACUCAUGGAUCCUUCAUCCGCUCGCAUUGCCGACUCGUAUGCUCCUUUGGACAGUCAGCGAACAUCCCUCCGACCGAAUGCCAGCUUUGCUGCAGCAGAGGACAUUACUAGCAUGGCGCAUGAGAUUCUGGCAAGCUAUGAAAAGCAGAAUCGCAUUGUCCGAAAGGUCUCUACCAAGAAUCGUGACACCUGCAAGAUGCUGCUUGAGCUCAAGCGAUGUAUCGCUGCUUACAGCGCCGGCGACCUUGAGCAUGCUCUCCAGGCAAUCGAGACUCUCGAGCUUAUUCCAUUAAGAGGCGACGUCGUUACCAUUACUCGCAAGGCAGAAGAAUUCAAGGACAUUGAUCCGGCAAUCGCCGCGAACCUUUCAGACAUUCUGCUUGUGACGAUGAACAUCAUUUCCAAGCUGCACACUGGCCUGCGCAGCUCCAUGUUUGGCGAUAGCAGCAAGCAGCGAACCAUGACGGAUUUGCGACACAAAGCUCGUGCGCUCCUCACUUAUGCAGGACAAUUACGCUUGAGAAUGAGCAACGAGACGUACAGUCAGCUCCUCAAUCUAGCGCCGCAAUGAGACCAUGUAGAUGGGGUAUGUAGCAAAGCAAAAUAGAUUGCGUUGUUUCGCUAGCAAGAAUGUCACCCAGCGACGCAUGCGCUAGGCUGCCUUAUUCGCUAAUUCAGGGAGGCCUUGCUCUCUGCCUUACAAAUGUAUGCCGCUUAUUCGAGGCGUUGUCGUACUGGAACGAAGAGGGUACAUGGGUUGGCGAGCUUGACGUGGUGAUCUCUCAUCGUUAAAGGGUGCAGCCACGGGAAA